AUGUGGCAGCCCCGACAGAUGACGACAAUGCUGGCCGGCUACUCUCGCGUAAAUCAUUCUUCGACCAACCUUCUACCCCGCUGGUUGUCUCUUUUCUUCCGGCUUGGAGAUCGAGAAGCUAGUGACCCGAACGUGGUGUUUGCGGCCAUGUCGCAGCCCCCCGCAACCGCGGCGACCGGCAUCUCCACCCCUCAGGUUGUCCAACAUAGCAUCUCCCACGUAGCAGUCAAGAUCCCGCCAUUUUGGAGCGCGAAUCCGACGGUUUGGUUUUCCCAGGUGGAAUGCCAGUUCCACGUCGCAGGUAUUACCAGCCGAUCCUCCAGGUACUUCCACGUCGCCGCAGCGCUACCUCCCGAAGUGGCCAACGAAGUCACUGACAUUCUUUGUGCCCCGUUGUCCACCGACCCUUACGACACUCUGAAGAAGGCGCUUAUCGAGAGAACAACUGCUUCGGAACGUAAACGUCUGCAGCAACUGCUGUCCGCUGAAGACCUUGGCGACAGGAGGCCAUCCCAACUCCUUCGACACAUGCAGAAUCUCCUUGGAACAAGGGGUUCAACCACUGACGAACCCCUCCUCAAAGAAAUGUUCCUGCAGCGACUACCGCCCACCGUGCAGAUGCUGCUUGCAACCGCUACAAAUCUGCCGAUAGCCGACUUGGCGGCGCACGCCGAUAAGAUCAUGGAAGUGGCUGUCCCCACCAUCGCCUCUGUUAAGUCCUUCGACGCCACUUCGCCCAACGCCAUGCCACCGAUACCAUGUACUAACACGGUCCAUGUCAAACCUAACCAAGGUUUACCUCAAAACGCUCCCGACAUCCUCGAAAACCUACGGCAAUACCACCUGCGGUCAUGCAGACCACCUACGCCAAGCUUUCACUCGCCUACAAGAACAUGGGAUCGUAAUCAACGUUCAGAAAUCAGAAUUCGGCAAGAGAUCAAUAGAAUUCCUCGGCCACUGCAUUUCAACCGACGGCAUAUCACCCCUGCCUGA
Ornithodoros turicata is the source of this 993-nucleotide messenger RNA. RefSeq lists its product as uncharacterized. The transcript has a single exon. Lineage: Eukaryota; Metazoa; Arthropoda; Arachnida; Ixodida; Argasidae. Bases 1 to 993 code for a protein of 330 amino acids. The record is from RefSeq and is a predicted model, not a curated record.